Messenger RNA from Mesorhabditis spiculigera, 1062 nucleotides. The record is from the annotation of a GenBank genome assembly. NCBI's taxonomy places the organism in Eukaryota, Metazoa, Nematoda, Chromadorea, Rhabditida, Rhabditidae.
AUGAUAAAUCGAAGUAACCCUGGAAAUAAAGAUAUUGACGGGAUAUUUGCGAAUAAGCUUCCAUAUUUGGAUACCAUGAUGAAGCUGGAGUUCAAUGGCUUCGAGAUCAAGCCAGACCCCAAUCCGCAUCGAAAGCUGCUUGUUCCGCCUAUCGGAUUGGAUGGGCAGAAGCGGGAGGCUCCAGCGCAGUUUGAAUACAUUCAACCUCCUGCAGCAGCAUUAUCUAUCAAUUCUUUCUGUAUCUCCGGACCGCUUCCUGUCGUCGAACAGGUGAUGAUCGAUCCACGAGAAAGGCUGCUGCUCGAUUUGAAAGAAAAGCUCGGGAUAAGUACCACGUUCGAAAACUAUUCGCUAGGAUUCUCAGAUCUGCAUUACACCGAGGAUCCGACUGAUCCGGAGUUUGUGAUCAUGCGGGACAUACGGGACAGCCGAACCGAGUAUAUCGCCGAGUUCCACGGGUUGUUCUGUGUCUUGAUGAUGCACGAUGGAAAUAAGGCUCGAAAAUACCCAGCGUGUAUACACCUCUUCCGAAAUGGUCCAAUAAAGGCCGGUUCGAGCCGGCGAGGCGGGACUCACGGCUAUAUGGCGCCGGAGGUUCUCAGGGAGGAAGUGAUUGAUGAUCAGGACGCUCAUAAAUGUGAUAUCUAUGGAGCCGGAUGGGUGGUGCUGGAUAUGAUUAAUCGAAGUGCUCCCGGAAGUCAAGCGGUUGAUCGUAUAUUUGAGGAUAAGCUUCCAUAUUUGAAUACCGUAAGGGAGCUCGUGGUAGGAUGCACGCAAGAGCAGUUAAGUGAGCGGUUUCGUGUGGAAGCUGCGCUGAAACUCUGUAAAACGAUGACAAAGGAGUUCGCCGGCUUUGACAUCAAACCAGAUCCAAAUCCGCAUCAAAAAAGGCUUGUGCUACCUAUUGGAUUGGAUGGACAAAAGAAUCGAGCUCUUAUGCACGAUUAUUACGAAGGGUUCAACCGAACCAAAGGUAUUCGGCCAAGUUUUAUUGAAGAAGAUGGGAUAGAACAGUUCGAGAAGAUGCGUGAGCUCAUUGACGAUUUUUGGAGUCAGCUCAGG